This is a messenger RNA of Manis javanica (Malayan pangolin), 2564 nucleotides long. RefSeq names its product translocase of inner mitochondrial membrane 9 (gene TIMM9). NCBI's taxonomy places the organism in Eukaryota, Metazoa, Chordata, Mammalia, Pholidota, Manidae. The record is from RefSeq and is a predicted model, not a curated record.
CCUGAGGGCUAUUUGACAUCGCCUUUCCCACGUGUUCUCUUCCAUCCAGAAGCUGCGGCGCCAGCACUGACCCCGGCCCUCCAACCCCAGACUCGUCUGGCCUUGCAGCACCCCCAGACUCGCACUGGUGUCGGAUGCGAGAGGCUCUGCUUAAGUAAGAAAGCAGGCCUUACUGGAGACAAUUCAAGCAAAACUUGGACAACUAUUUUUCCAGAACAGAAAGGAAACUCAUGCAUCAGAAAAGGUGACUAAUAAACAUACCAAAAGAAUAUGGCUGCACAAAUACCAGAAUCUGAUCAGAUAAAACAGUUUAAGGAAUUUCUCGGAACCUACAAUAAACUUACAGAAACCUGCUUUUUGGACUGUGUUAAAGACUUCACAACAAGAGAAGUGAAACCUGAAGAGACCAUCUGUUCAGAACAUUGCUUACAGAAAUAUUUAAAAAUGACACAAAGAAUAUCUAUGAGAUUUCAGGAAUAUCAUAUUCAGCAGAAUGAAGCCCUAGCAGCCAAAGCAGGACUCCUUGGCCAACCACGAUAAAGAAGUCUCAACGGAUAGACUCCUGAUGAAAGACUGCCAGCAGUGUUGCCUGGAAAGUAAGGAUUCAUCUGAUAGAAUCCCCUGAAAGCACAAGCUGCCAUGUUAAACCAUCUGUCAUGACUGUUUGGCAAAUGGAAACCACUGAUGAAACAAAAUUGCUAUUCACUAGGAAUAAUCAAAAUAGGAGGUCUUAUUGUUCAAUGAAAAUAAUAAGAUGCAACAUUUGUUAAGGUCUUCAGAUUCAGAAGCUCUGUCUCUUGAUUAGAAAAAUAAACCAUUAUUUCGUCAGUUGUGAAUGUUAAUUUUAAAGCAAAAUAUGUGUUCUACCAUGUAUGAGACAGAGAAAAAGUUUUAUUACUAAAAGUAAAAUAAAUGGAAGUAUCACUGAGCAGUUGUUUAUACUAUAUAGUACCAUACUAUUCUGACUGGACUGAGGAUACGUUGAAAUGUUUUUCAAUCAGGAUCAUCCUCCAAAUAUUCCUAUUCAUUCAUAUCUGCCUCAAAUUGCUAGUAAAUACAUAAAAUAGUUACUUGCUAAUCAUUUCAAUGCAUGAUCUUUUUCUUGCCUCCCUUCUUGUGUCAGGGUGGACAUUACACAUUCUUAUCCUAGCUACCUUUUCACAUAUCUUCAGGAAACAUUCCAUCUGAGACUAGCUUGGGAAUAUUUAAGACCAUUAUGCUCUACUGGAGACUGUUGUUUUAUGUCUUGUUCAAAGAUGAGAGUCCAUUAUGAAUGAUUCUGAGUCAGACCAACAAACAAUAUUCAGUGUAUUCUCAGCCAUGAUGUGAUCAGUGUAAUAAAAAGUGAACCAAAGUUAAAGUAGUGUCUUAUGACCAAAUGAACUCUAAAUCAAAUCCUUUCCUGCAUUUUCAGGAACUUCUAGUUGUGCAUAAGUAUAACAAGCAGUUUAGUAAAUGUAAGUGAACUAAUACCCACUAAUAAAUUGGCUAUGGAUGGAUUUCACUUGAUACCAAUCUAAAAAGAACAUAAAUAGCCUAUAUGUAAAAAUUUUUUGAAGUGAUUUCUAUGUUUUGUCAUAUGAGAAAGUAGAAGUAAUGUUCUGCUUGGAUAAUUUGUGGUUUUCUAUAUUACAUCUAAUUUUUAAGCCACUGGAUCAUUUAACUUACAGUCCACUUAAGAUGAAGUAAUUAAGCCUCUUUCACAUACCUUUGACGCCAUAAUUACAGUCAAUAAUUUUAGACUUUAGGUUUGUGUCUAGACACCUAACUUUACAUUUUCAACAUAAAUGUUCAUUGCUGGGUUUUUAGUAACUUUUCUUAGACAUUUACAGAAGGCAUUUAUUAAAUGAAAUAUAUUAGUAUUUCACAAAAAGGUUUGUUUUAAAAACAUGGCCAUAUAGAGAUGACAAAAUAAGUCAGAAUAUUUUGUAUUAAACCUUUUACAGAAAAAGAUUUAACAGUGACUGCUUUCAAGCUGAUGGAACUAAUGUGAUACAAAAAUAAUUUGAUUAACUCAACCAAUAAACAAUCAAAUCAGUUAAUCAGAAAUUUCAAAAUUACUGGCUCUAUGGUUCCGUAUAUACAUAACCACAAUUGAGAUGGCUAUAGAACGAGACAGCAAAAUAAUAAAAAUUGGGGGUGAUGGCAGAGGGAAGUGGCAAAAAUUGAGAUUAUAGAAACUGGGUGAAAAAUUAUUACAUUAGCACACUGGUUCUCAGCCAGUAUAUUAUAUUGGAAUGAACAAGGUUUAAAAUAUAUUGAUGCCUAUGUUCCACCCCAGAGAGUCUGUUUUAAUUGGUUUGGGAUGGUGUGGGGAUUUAGAGAAUAAGCAACCAGGAUGAGAACUGCAUUAGAAGUAAACUACAGUAAAAGUAUAUAACCCUUAAAGUAUAUAACCCCAGUUAAUCAAUUUUGGGGUUCACAAAAAUGUUACCACCUUUGAGGUAAAAAUUUUAACUCAACUUUGUAAUUUUUGUUUUAAUCUCAAUAUUUGUGACAUUCACCUCUAAAUGUGAAUUAUUACAUGGUAGCUCUUAAAGUGAAUAAAAAUAAUGUAAUAAUUA